AUGGAUAUCGGAGUCAAGUGUCUAGGUACGCAUCCACGGAAAACGGAGAAACAAAACGCAGGACGCAAAAGCGAGACGAUAGAAGUGUCGAUUUGCUGUGCGCCGAAGAGGAGUUUUAUGGUCGUGUUGUAGUGAGUGUGAAAUUCUGACUGUCGACGUGAUCGCCAUGCCGAUCGGAUAGCUCACAAUUACACUUAAGACUUACCUAAUUUGCUUAAACUCUUAUUAUACUCCUCUAAUAACACCGUCAAAAUUUCACACGGCGAUUACAACAUAGUAGCUGACAUGGAUGGCGUUAUUGUGGUACCGCGGGGAGCCGGCGCAAAUUUGUGAAAUAAGGUGAAGUUUACAUCUUUGCGGCUGUCGCACUGGCUCUAUUUUCCGAAAAAGAAACACAACGACACUAUGGCAAAACUUGGAGAUCAACAUAAAUUUUUUUAAAAUUCUACUCCCUCUCUUGUUAGGAGAGAUGCACAGAGAUAAAACAAGAACAACCUUCCAACGCCCAGUGUGGCCAUUUUUCAACAGAU
This is a messenger RNA of Amoebophrya sp. A25, 530 nucleotides long. NCBI's taxonomy places the organism in Eukaryota, Dinophyceae, Syndiniales, Amoebophryaceae. The record is from the annotation of a GenBank genome assembly.